AUGACAGAAAGUUCUGCAGAUGCUACUAAUACUGAGAAAGGCGUCAAUUUAGACUCCAAUAUUUUAAUAUCAGAUAGUAAGAGAAGAAGAAGUAAUAGGAAAGGAAGACAGGUAAGAGAAAGCAUAAACUAUUUGAAAAUAUUGAAAAGUAGUCCAACUAUAAUAGUGGACUGCAGUUUUGAUGACAAACACUCAGAUAGAAAUGUCAAAAGUUUAGUAGUCCAGUUAUCAAUAUCAUAUUCUGUAAUAAGAAAGUCUUCUUUACCUUUUACUAUGAUCAUUUGUGGAGUGUCAGAGCGUCUGAGGAAAGGCCUUACUAAAACUAAUGCAGAGAAGUGGCUUGGAGUUACAAUAACUCAAAGGAAUCUCGAUUUAGUAUUAAAAGAUUUUAGAAAUAGAAAUAUUGUGUACUUGUCUGCAGACUCAGAUGACCACUUGGAUCUCUCAUCAGAAGUGCGGUAUACUAGUGAUGACAUAUUUAUUGUUGGAGGGUUAAUUGAUCGGAAUAAAUAUAAAGAUUUAUGUAAAUACCGAGCUAUAGAAUUAGAGUUGAAGACAUCUCAUUUACCAAUAUCAGAAAGUGGUAUAAAGUUAAAUAAUAACUAUGUACUGGCAAUUAAUCAUGUGAUUGGGUCUUUGGUCAAGUACAACGAAUUUCUAGACUGGUCGAAAGCACUUAAAUAUAUUUUACCAAAAAGAAAGUCAUUGUAG
Molecule: messenger RNA, 711 nt
Organism: Cryptosporidium muris RN66
Lineage: Eukaryota; Apicomplexa; Conoidasida; Eucoccidiorida; Cryptosporidiidae
Product: tRNA -methyltransferase family protein
Exons: 1
Coding region: 1-711 (236 amino acids)
Biological process (GO): tRNA N1-guanine methylation
Cellular component (GO): nucleus
Molecular function (GO): tRNA binding
Source: RefSeq, a predicted model, not a curated record